This is a messenger RNA of Pocillopora meandrina, 30896 nucleotides long. The record is from the annotation of a GenBank genome assembly. NCBI's taxonomy places the organism in Eukaryota, Metazoa, Cnidaria, Anthozoa, Scleractinia, Pocilloporidae.
AUGUCUAGACAAAAUGCCAGUGAAAGCUUCCGUCAGAAGGUUAAGCAGUUCUUUGGCGUGAAAAAGGGCCAUGCUAUCCCAAGUAGCGUUUAUGAAGGUCCAAAAGCUGACGAUCGAGUGUUCCACCAUGAACUGCUGCAGGUAAGCUUUAUCUAUACCCCUGUGAAAUUUUGUGGCGAGCUUAAUAGAUGAGCUGAGCUGAAGUAAAUAGGUAUUUGCUAUUUUGCUCAUAUUUGAAUGUAUAUGAGGAAUAGAGCGUGGUACUCUGAAAAAAAAAAAUUGAUUGUAAAAUGUUUCUAGUGUUUGACUUGCUAUUGCACUGAUGUAGGAUAUUGGCAAGAACAGUCCUUUAGCAAACCGUGUGAAGUACUUAAGGGAUCUGUGUGACUUUCUGAUCAAUAAACGGGUGGAAGAUGUGAGUAUGAUGUGUAGAAUUGAGUUAAAAAAUUUUACAUUUUAGAUACUGCCACUUAAAUGUUUCCUCACAUUCCGUUAUUUGCCUCUGCUAAUCUUGCGGCGUUGAAAAAACCAGGAUCGGAUCGGAUCGGAUCGAUCGGAUCGGAUUGGAUCGGAUCGAUCAGAUCGGAUCGAAAAAAUCGAUCGGACCGGAUUGGACCGGAUCGGAACACGGAUCGGAUCCCCGAUCAGACCGUAGAUCGGAUUACAAGGUUUUCUUUAAGGUUUUAAUUAGCCGAAGUUCUUGUAAAGGUAAACGGUUGUGGGUCUCGAAAUCCAAUGUGGCGGACAAAACGUCAUAUCGUUCGUACUUUCCUGCAACCGCAGCAAGAUUUGUCAAAAAAACAGUCCCCUUUAGAACGAUUUUAAACUAACCUUAAGUCAGAAGUCUUUUUAUGUUUUCAGAAAAGACAGGCAGUACAAAUUUAUAUUUUUAUUGAGCUCAAGUUUAGACCUGAUAAACAUCAUCUUUGUACGGGCUCUUGAAGCAAUAAAAGUAGCCGGCGAAACCUUGCAGAGAAGCCGGCGUACUUCGCCGGCUACCGGCUCUUAUCUACAACCCUGGGAUUAUGGUGUGAAAUAAAGUUUAGAGAAAUAAAAAAAAAUCAAUUUGUUUUUAAAAUAGUAAUUAGAAAUAAAAAAUAAGAUUAAAAAAAAUUUAAAGAUGUUAUUUUUUACUAGAUAUGUUGCGUGACAAGCUAAAAUAGAGUCUAAUGAAUAGAGGGGGUAAGUUUCUGAAUAACUGUGGUGCUGUGUUGGUGGGAGGGUAUAACAGGGUAAUUUGGAAUUAUUGGCCGAGUUGAUAAUGUAAAAAUGCCAAUCAGAAUUUUUUAAGCCAAUGUUUUGAGCAUUAGCCCUUUUUCAGAGGGAACGACAAAGGGCUAAUGCUUAAAAUGUCAGCUUUUGAAGUCUUGAUAGUGGCCAAUUUACGUUAUCAACUCAAUUGAUGAUACCAAGUUAUCUCAAAAUAAAGUCUGCAUUACAUAAUAGAGCACACAUACAGGCCCUGGCCACUGGAAUUUUUUUGCCCCAUGCUUUCGUGACUGUGUCGAGGAGUGUUGUGUAGUUCACCAGGGAUGAAGGCAAGCAAGAUGUACAUAUCAUUUCAUCAAUCAGUUAUUAUUUCUUUAUUUCAUCUCGCGUGCUAAUUUUUUGUUAUUCAUUAUAAAAUAAUUCAAAUAGUACGCGCGCUCUGAUUGGCCAUAAAACCAUAUUACAUGAGGGUAUGUAAACAUGGUUUUUGUUCCUCUUUCAUUAGUUAUUUUAUAAAAGAAAUGUAAAUUGGUUUCCGUGUUUACAUAGCCUGAUGUAAACACUAGGGAGGUUGGGAGAACACUCGAUAAGCUGGAAACCACUCCACUUCGCGUCAUAAUUUCCUAUGCUUAUCUCAUGUUCUCCCAACCUCCCGCGUGUUUACAUCAGGCUAUGUAAACAUGGAAACCAUUUUACAUUUCUUCAAUAUCACUUAGCACAUGCUAGAGAAGAGGCAAGGAGAGGAAUAAGAAUGGUGUAGAUAUGAAAACUUAAUUGCACAUGAGCAAUUAAUGUACAGCAAUUUUUAUGUCACAUAGAUUUUAUUUUGGCUUGUCAGGCAAAAUUUACAAUUCCAACUAACGUGUCUUAUUUUUUAAAUUGUAUUUUCUAUUCAUUGUUAUUCUAAAUACAAUUUGAUUUUUCUAUUUUUCAAACCUUUUUCUUUUGGUCUGUGAUCUGAUCCAUGAUCUGAUCAGGUCCGAUCCAGGUUUUGCUGAUGCUGCUCAUCUUGCCCCUGCCACAUCAAAGUAUUUUCUGAACCUUGUCCAUUAAUUUGUUUUACAAUGAAGAGCUUCUUUAGUUAAGUGAUCAUGUCCAUUAUUCUUGUGACCUUUAUGUUUAAUUCAGGGGUGAUAUUGUAAGGAGAAAUUAGAUGCUAGACACUUUUAGGGUCCAAGGGUUAAUUGAUACAGACUUUAUGGUGUUUGGUUUGCAGCAUGCUAUUGAAGCAGCUUGGGAUGCAGUCAAGGACCUUCUUAAUCCAAGCAACCCUACGGAGGCAAGACAUCUCACUCUCCAGUUUCUGACAGUGAUGAUAUCUGGACAGGUACAUGUCUUGAUGGUUUCUUUACUGCAGAUUCCUUUUGGUGCAGAAGAAAGAGAUAAAUGUUGGGUCUGUCAUUUACAUGGUUUAGUUAACUUUCAGAUUAUCAAUUUUUGCAGUACAUACACAUAUACACAUGCACUGAAAGAAAAUGUACUCUAUUAAAAAAAAACAGUAACAAGGCAAAAUGUAUGUAGCAAUAAAAAUUUUAAUAAAUAAACUAGCUAGUUACCAUUCACCCUUUUACACCCUAGCACCAGUAUGCGUAUUCUCCAUACUGUUCUCAAUACAUUCCUUAAAGUGCUGACUAGGAGAAUUUGUUUAACAAUCAAUAGCUUCUUUAAUUGGUUAACAUUUUCUUUUAUCUUGUGACCUUAAUGUUUGCUACAGAGGCAAUAUUGUAAGGAGAAAAUAAAUGUAAGUUAUAUUCAUAUUCAUCAUUCUAAAUUUGAUUCUGUAAUUGGCAGGACUGCUUACACACAAAAAGAGCCAUUGGCUGGUUUUAAAAGGAAUGGAAAAAAAUCAUUUUCUCCUUUCUGAAUUAAAUCUUAAAUAGAACUUAAAUAGAACAGUUAGUUAAAGUUUAGUGUAAUUUUAACUGUAUAGCUAAUUCUUUUGGUAUUGAAAUAGUUUCUGAAUUAAUUAAGCUUGAUCAUUGUUUUUUUCCUUCUUUUGCAGUUCAACAGACUUGGUAUUUUAAGGGCUCAUUUCUUCUCUGUUGUGGUUAAUCACAAGAUUCCUGAGGACAUAACACCCAGGUUUAAGCUAUCAAUGCUUACAUUUAAAAUCAUGGCUAUGAUUAUGAUCUUGAUGUGCAGCUAUUUUAUAAAUACAAUCUUUUGCUCUUAUGAUUGCCUCAAUAAAAGAACCAGUUUUCAAAGUCUAAAUUAUUGGUAAACCAUAAAGUAAUGUUGUUAUAAUCAAUAUGCAUUUCAACUUCCUUUUUUUUUUUUUGCAACAGUUGAGAGGAAAAUAGAUUGUCAAGAAUAUAAAUUUAUCCAGGUCAUCAGGAAUUGCACUAUAAUUAUUAUUAAUGACUAUGAUCUCCUUUAUCAUGGCUCAAUAAUGACUGCAGCUCAAGGAUAAGGUGGUUCCCACCUGGUGUAUUUAGGACUGGUGUUGAGCUAAAAGUAGUUAAGUUUGACCAUGUAAAUUUGAAAUUAUUAGGUUGGAAUUACUGAAAGCAUUGAGUGAUAAUGGGAAAGACAUUUCAUACUUUGAGGAGAGGACUGGUAAGGAACUAAUUUAAAUCUUUUAACUUUUAGUCACAGUGUCUAAAGUUUUCUGUGAUUGCACAAUUUUUGAGUAACUUUAGAGACUGUGCACCUUGCUCUGGUUGGUUUCACAAUCCUUGGUAUCACCUGACUGUCAUCAUACCUCAUACCUUUAAUUUAAGUUACUUGUUAAUCACUUGAGGGAAUUAAAGGGUUAAGGCUCAGAUAUGAAUGAAGGGUUACAAUAAAAUCUGAUUUGUGGUGGCCUGUAACACUUCUCACUGCUGUCUGUUUAGCCUGCAAGCUGGCUCUAAUAUUUGGGUUUUUGCCUUACCACACAGCUACCUUAACCCUUUACAUCCUAACAUCAGUAUCUUUAUUCUCCUUACUCUUUUCUAUACAUUUCCUUCAGCACUGACAAUGAGAAUUUGUUUAAAGAUUAAAGCUUCUUUGGGUGACAAUCAUUUCCUUUAUUCUCAUGGUCUUAAUUAAUGAUUCAGCCACAUUACUGUAAGGAGAAAUUAGAUGUUGGUCACUCUCAGGGUUUAAAGGGUUAAUUACACCAUUGGCAGCUGGUUGUGGAAAAAAAGUUAUUGAAAUCCCUGUCUUGAAUGAUAUAUAUUUGAAGGUGUGAUGUAUAUGAUGUAGUUUGAAAUAUGGUUGAUUCUUUGGGUGUAAUACAGAUGUCUUAUUUGCCAAAACUAUUUCACAACUUUUCUUAAAUCUUUAUAUUAUUUGUUCUUGAUUUUGGAAAGGUCCUUUUCUGUUAUCUUGGAUGCCAGAAGUGAUGCAAAAAGGCAGGUCAGUAUUUAUCAUUUACCUUCAGGUCUCUUUAAUUUGUAAGAAAAGAACUUCUAAUAAUUAUUAAUAUUACUUUGAUAUUACUGUUUGUGCCAAAUGCAGUAAAAAUCAAAGAGAUUAUUUGCAGGUUUGGAAUGUUCAUCCAUUAACUCUUGUCGCAGUAGAACCUCACUGACUCAAACUCCCCAGGGAUACAAAAAAAUGGUUUGAAUUAGAGAGGGUUUGAGUUAGCUGUUUGUAUAUAACUGAGAAAGUGGGUCAAGGGUGGUCAGAUCUUGUUUGAGGUACUGGGGGGAGAGGGGUUUGAGUGAGCUCAGUUUGAGUUAGUGGUGUGUUCUACUGUAAAUUUUUAUCACACUGUGCAACCAAUAUUCAGUUGUAGCUCUCCAUUUCCCAUUAGUGAAAGAACUCACACAUCAUUAAAAUCUUUGUUAAAGCUGUAGCUCGUGUUUUAAGCAGGUCUUACCUUCUGAUGUUUGAAAUGUUUCUCGAAGAUGUGACAACCUUCUGUUUCUAGAGGACUGAUUAGUUGUUUCUUUGUCAUCUCAGUAUUUUUAACUAAUGGUCUUGAUAUUAUUUCAUUUUUGCUUAUACCCACAGAGUGAAUUUUUUCAUGCCUCUUCUUAUCAAUGUAAUUCACUACAACUCAAGUUUCCUUGAUGAGGAUAUCAUCUCUGGCAUUGUCAGGUAAUUGUAGCACAUGUGCCUUUCAAGUACUGAGGAAGAAAACAAAAAAUAUGUUUUACAUAAUUCAAAUCAUUGAUACAUGCAAAUCUCCUCGUAGCUUAAAAGACUGGUUUUCUUUGAGUCCAGCAAUAAUCAUACAACAUCAUACAACUCCAUUUACUUGCCUUCUAGAAGGCCUUCAUGGUAAGUACUUUUGCAUGAGUGUUUCUUGGCUGGCAGGGAAAGUAUGGGGCCUUCAGCAAUGUAAUCUAGCAAGAGGCCUACCGGGGAUCCAGCACUAACUUUUGAUGCCAGAACCCCAGCAAACAUCUCCCAGACACACCUCAAAUCUUCCUGGGGUCAAAGAAACAUAGGUCUAGCGGCACUACUAAUCAGGGCCUGCUUAAUUACACACUACCCAUUUCCCAAAUGCUUUGUCAUCUUUUCUAGCCUGGGUCUUGUGCACUGAUUGGCACAACUGAAUUUAGGUAGCAUUAUUCAAUGAUUGUUUGCCAUAAUAUGGUAACCAUGGUCACACUAUAAUGAUACUUAUUUUGCAUUUUUAUAAUUUUUUCCUGCCAGGCAAACCUGUCAUCUUUCAAGAACAACUAAAGAGGAAGAAGAAGUUGAGGUUAUUGUAAUUUUUUGUCAUCCAAAUGCACUAUAAAGCUUAAACUGUGAUAUCAAGUACCCUGCUCUGAUACAAGGGGUGGCAAACAGUAAAUUUGAGUCUUGUGAGAUAUCAGGACCCCUGUUUUAAAAUCUGAGAUGGUGCCCAACCAAAUUGCCACUUGUUCAUGAUGAAGGGCUAACAUUCUCAACAAAAGCUCUAGAAACUCUUUGCAGUGGCCAACUUACAUUUAUUUAUCAACUCUGUUGAUAAAACCAUAUCAUCUUGUUAUACCCCACUAAUGCAGCACCAACAUUUCAUUUAAUGUUUAUAAACUUACCCCCUUUAUGCCAGUUGUAGCUGCACAACUCCUUCCUUCUUCUAUUUUAUGAUGUGAAAAUUAUUUUCACACUAGUUUUGUAUUAUUAACUUUUAUUCUGUAGCUGUGCCUGUGUUUGCUGGAUGCUGUGGUCCGUUACAGUUGUCUGCCGUCCAAUACAUUGUUUGAGUUCAUAGCCACAGCCUGCCGGGCUGUUAAUAUCGAAAAGUUUUGUCAGCGCAGCUGGAAGGUAAUUGAACUGUCAAGAGACCUAACUAAAGGCUGCAUGUACUUUUUCAAUAUCUGAGAAAUACUAUUGCUCAAAUGUUUUUUAGGGAAAAAGGAAGGAUUUUUUUCAUUCAUUCACUUGACCAGAGAGUUUUUUUUCUUUUGGCGCAGCAGUUGACACUAGCUGAAUUAUAUGGUUAUGAUAAUACGCCCACACAAUCCUUGUUGUGUCUCUCCUUUGCAAAUCAUGAUUUUACCGCAAAAUCUUAGUCAUUUUUCAGCAGGAGUGGGGGGUGCAAUUGUUGUCUGGGGAAGCUCAAAAUGUGUUUCUUGCAACAUUUUCGUUGUGUCUCUUUCAACAAGAUUUCUCUCUCUGUAAAUAAAGCUUAUCUUUAUAUUUCAGAUAAUGAGAAAUUUGCUUGGAACUCAUCUGGGUCACAGUGGAGUGUACACCAUGUGUAAUGUUUUGGAAGACAGGUAGAGAUUAAGCAAAAUCAGUACCGACUGUACAUUAUAUUUCCUCUACGUUUCAGUACAAUAUUGCAUUCUCAUGCUGAUCAUGCAUGAUGUCACCUGAAAAUUUUAUGUGUUUCAAUUUCUACAGAUUUUUCAGAUCGAACUCCAGAAUCAAAAUCGCGCAAAAUAUACCAAAAAUUUACCCAUUCCCUUUCUCCUCUCAUUCGUGAAUCGCCCUUUGCACUCACCCAUCGCUCUUGCAUUAAUGAAAAAAAAUUAACGCCUGUUUCUGAGGCUCACUGAUUCGACGGGAGGCGCUUAAAUUUGAGGAUUGUCGGUAUGAGUCAUUACAGCACGGUUUAGCGAGAGGUCACUCAUAUUGAAGAAAUGUAAAAUGGUUUCCGUGUUUACAUAGCCUGAUGUAAACACGUGGGAGGUUGGGAGAACACGAGAUAAGCGUAGAAAACCACGACGCGAAGCGGAGUGGUUUCCAGCUUAUCGAGUGUUCUCCCAACCUCUCAAGUGUUUACAUCUGGCUAUGUAAACACGGAAACCAUUUUACAUUUCUUUUUUAAAAUAACUAAUGAAAGAGCCUCUUCUUGCAACGAAGGAAAGCGACGUGCUUGUUGUUGUUCAUUUGGCUUUUCGGCCGUUUCUUGAAUACUGGGAAAAUUAAACUCCAAAGAAAAAUUAGGAAAAUCUUCUUCCAUUACUGUACUCAAAGUGCUCUGGUUGAAAUGUGGAGAAACAAUUUAUGCUCGUGUCUAUGUAGUGAUAACAGAAGCGACGUCAUGCUGUUAAGAGGCUCUGUGUUCUUCAUUGGAAUGUGUCUGUGGGGGUCACAGCGAGUGCCAAACCUCAAGUACUCCAGUUCCACUGUUUUACCUUCUAUGCUACAGGUAGGAAUUUCUUCUUAUUACACUGCUUUCAAGAACACUGUGGAUCUGCUACUGAGUACCGAAAGUCAUCCGAGAUUUUGUUGGUUUUCCUUCUCCUCAAACUUUGAUUGGUCUUAAAAAAUUCACACCAUUCCGUUAACCAUUUAGAUUCAAAACUGAAAUCAAUUAUGACUUCAUCACUCGAGUAAACUAGAUGUUUAACUUUAACGCAGAUAUGAUCAUGGUAAUGAUCGUCACAAAAUAAAUAAUCUGAGCUGAAGUUUAAUAAGUGAUGGUUUAAAGAAGGUGUAAAAUCCGCCAAGAAAACUUGUGGUCGCCUGCCUGGUUUCUGUCGUUCGUCUGUUGGGAUACUGUUGUCUCUAGUAGAGUAUCAGUGUUCAAUUUUGGAAUCGGGCACUGGAGUCUAAAAUCGAACACUAGUGUCUAAAAUCUGACCUUAGUGUCCAAAAUCGGGCAGUAUUGUAUAAAAAUGAGAUGCUAGUGUCUAAUAUCGGCCACAGGCGUCCAAAAUGGAACACUAUUACAUAAGUUCAUGUAGUGCUCUGAUUGAUUGUUUCUAAAGUGACGGUUUAAACAUCGGUGAAUUUCUGCGAUGCUUCCGGGGUUAUAGUCGGCUGCUUUUACCCCUCUUACCCGCUGAUAUCUGAUUAAAAAUUCUCCCUUGUGACUCUCUAUACAUUUCCUUGUAAAUCGGACAAAGGAAUCUGGGGUUACAUGAAGAUAACACCUAUUAGCCCAUAAGUCUGUCUGCUCUUAUUAAUUUUUUGCAGGAUGACCUGGUGAAAUCACCAAGAGAAGUUUUAUCAAUUACUUCUCAGAACUCAAGGGUUAUAGCUAUCUGAACCUCCCUUUUUUUUCAUCUCCAGGCUUUGUCGUGCCAUCUCAGCUUGGUGGCCCUGGAAGUGACCCUCUCCCUACAGAGACUUGUGAAGAAGUAUGGUCAAGAACUUCAUGUUGUGGCCUGGGAUGCGGUGUUAGAUAUCAUUGAAGCUCUGCAACAAGAGAUCGAGGUAUGAAAGGACCUUUAUUAAGAGGUCUUGAUAACGGGAAGGGAGGGGCUGCUGGGGGCAGUUGUUCCCUGCAAGCUUUUGAAAGCUUGGCUAAUGUAAUUUUGUGAUCUUAGUUUGACUUUUCAAGUUCGCCAAUCGAAGUCUGUAUGAAUCUUUUCCAUCAUUAGCCUUCCUAGUUCCUAAGCGAUUCAUUUUCUUUUCUGCGAAAGAUUCGAGGUGUCUUAAGAAGAAAAUCUUCGGAGAUUUUAAAGUUUAUGUACCUUUCUGUUCCUAAAAAGUCAAACCGGUUAUUCUGUAAUUAUUGUCGUUGUAGGAAAUUAGCCCGCCUGAUAAUGCCCUGAUUGAAAAUCUUCACAUCCUGUUGUUCAAUGUAGAAGAUCUCUACGAGAGUGGAAAGUUUAAUGGGCCUGAAGAAAGGUUCUUUGCUUUGGUAGAGAAGAGUGCUGGAAUGUUACCUGUAAGUAACAGAACACGAGUGAUCCCUCAGGUCAUUCCCUAGUAUUAUACUACGCAUCCUAACGUGUGAUCAGCAGGCGCUCGUUGGAUCGAUAAACGUCUUGUUCUCCUAAACAAAAACGGUUAAGUUUUCCUUGCUUCUUUUUGUCCUCAAUUGAGCGACAACUUUCUUUCUCCCAAGAGAAUUUAAACUAAAUAGCGACCAAUUUUUUUGAGAAGAGCACUUGUUUAGGAAAACUUUCAAGUGGAAUUAUUUCUUUGUCCCACGCUCGUGACAAAACGAAAACAACAUUUCUCUCUGUUUUAUAGUUGUUGAUAUUAUUUUCAUUUGUUGUCAUGGUAAUUAUGAUUUAUGAUUGUCUUGCUUCUCUUGCAGGAUCGUUCUCUUCAAAUCUUGAUUUCAUACAAAGCCCAGUCAGUGCAUCCUGCUCACGUUGGAUGGCUCGUGAAUCUUCACGAUCUUAUGGAAAAAUACUUCAGGUACCGUUAUUAACGUGUGCAGUUUCUUUCCUUGGUGAAAAUGGGGCUCUCGCAUGGACGCUUUCUUCCUGAGGUUCCCUUGAGCCAACCUCGUUCGUUAGGUACUCUCUCAUCCUGGGAACGAAGUUGCUGUUGAGUUUCAUUUACAUGUUUAUAGAACGCUUUCCAAGUGAGUCGCAUAACAAUUAAACCAAGGUUACCUUGCCUCAACGUCAAGAAAAAUGCGAGAGACUGUAAUUCGCGCUUGGGCUUAUUUUUGAGUGGUUCAGAAUUGGUGCAAAUUUUCUUGGCCCAUGACAGGGCUCUGUAAAAGAAAAUCAUUUUAACUUCAGUCUCGUUUGACUCUCAGCGGAAAUUGCUGUAAAGUACACAAAAGGAGGCACAAAAUUCGCAUUGUUUGAUCAAUAUUGAUGCACGUGUGUGGUUAUGGCCAAGACAAACCCAACAGCCAUUCAUACCAGUGAAAAAUGUUUCUCUCUCCUUCCAGAUAUGAAAUCCGCACAAGUGUAAGAGUGAAAGUGCUGACUGUCCUUUCAUCGGUGCUUACAUCAUAUGGCCACUGGUAUGAGGUGGGUUGAUGUGCAGUAGUUCAAGUCAUGUCUAACGCUACGGGCGGCCCAUGAAUGCAACUGAUUAUCUCGUCGUCUGCCGCAUGAAGCGCCUUGAAUUAUUGAUACUCCCUAGAGGUAGAGGUUCCUUUCAGAGGAUUUAUUUUGAGACCACACAAAACUGAACCAGGGGGUUGUAUCAUGAUUUUCCAUUUCGAACUUUCAACAAAUUUCCGGGUUUUUUUUCAGUUCAGCAAUUCUGUGUAUGGUUUCUAUUUGUACGCUUGUGUUUUCAUGAACGCAAAGAUGUUUUUGUUGCCAAAGAAUUACCAGUAAGGUAAAGAAAGGGUCUGCAUUUCAAAAUGUCGUGGAAAAGCUUCCUUGACUCAACUUCUCGAAUUGCAAGAACUCUGUAGCCAGGAGGAAGCUUAACAUAAAGGAAAACUCCUCGCGUCUGUCAUACAUAACUCCUUUGUCCUAAUCAAUCUUCGUAGGAAGAGUUGUUGGAGCAUGCAGUGUUACCAUACCUUAUUCACAUUCCUGAAGACCAAGAUGUAACAGUACGCAAUGUAGCUGUGCAGAUAUUGCUGGACUUGUGUCAGAUGUCAGACUCUCAGAAGUGUCAAGACUUCUUGGACAUAAUCGAGAAGGUACCGACUGAAAAUAGGCAACGUCUGUUGUGCGUCUUUUUGUCUUGAUAAAAGUGUCUUUCCAAGGCUGAAUUAAUUUCAACAUCGAUGAUUCGUACAUAACUGGGUUAGUUUUGUCCAGAUGUGACUUUGAGAAACUUUCAAUGUAGGGUCAAACAUAAGUGCAUUCGUUUUUCUCUUCGUGACUUUGCCAACUGGGUUUUCCUGUAUAUCAAGCAUUUUUUUAUUGUUCAGUCUUACUGAGUUUUCAUGGGCUUCUUGGGAUGUCUUCCUUUUUCUGAUUGGUUAUUGGCAUUGAUUGUACUUUCACGAUGCCCAAUUGAACCGCGCUUUACUCUUUACUCUCACCGUUUACAAACAAACGAGAACCACGAAAGAUAUGCAAUUAUACCAAGCGGAUUCCACAUCUUGUGUAAAUUAUUUAAUGUUGUUGUCAUUGCAGGUCAUCAGUAAGCACGUGGAGCUGCAAGGAAAGAGUCCUCCACUAGAACAGCAGGAACAGGUAUGAACCGAUGGGGUACAAACUAAGCUCUUUCUUCAAUCUGUUCUUUUACUUGGUUAAAAACUCGCGCUACCUUGUGAUCAGUCUUUUGCGAGGUAACUUGAUCCGUUCACUCACGUUUUCCGGAGCAUUUUCAUUCAGUGCUGUUACAAUGACUUCUCCCAGCCAUUGUAAUUACUUUGCGAGAUUCAAUGGAAAAGUGCUCCAAUGAGUUAAUGAGUACUUUUAGGUUGUGGGCGUGAGCCUAUUCGUACCGUUGAAAAGAUGAAAAGCAACCGUACUUGUAAUAACAUGGACCACAUGUGGAAGAGGGUUUAUGGUAAGCUUCAUUGAAUGUGAUCGUUGCGUUUGUGCAGAUGCUGCAAGAGGAAAAAGAACUAAAAGAUGUGAAGACAGCUGUCAGUGGAUUGGUCGAAGUGUUCAAGGUAAAACGCUUAGUUAUCAUCUUUAAGUGAUUCCAACUGAAUCCCAUAGAAAUAAAAUCACAAUUCUCAGCUUUUUGCAAGUCUGUUAGUGUUCAGGUUGCAACAAAGAGGCACUUAAGUUUGCCUCUUUUCACUCCAUGGUGUAAAUUGAAUCUGAAACUUAUUAUGAAGUGCUGUAACUAGUGCGAUGAAAUAGAAUCCUUAAGUGGGGUUGUCAUUAGGGAUGAAUUGGGGACGAAGGCUUACAAGAAAGGUAUAAGCUCAUUCGAGUAUUUACGUUAUUUGAUCUUUCUACAGCUCAAGUUGUUUCGUUUACCUCAUGGUCACGCUGUUCGGACAUUUGAAUUGCUGGUCUCUCACGUGAAGGCGCACUAUAACCAUUGUUACAGUACUUACAUUGCAAGUGUCAUUAGGAACUUAGUAAGCUUUGCUUUUCUUCGAUUGGUUCAAUUAUGCAGUAAGGGGAGUGGGGUGGGGGGAAGGGGGUAGAGUAUGGAGGGAUAUAUCAUGUUGGAUCACAUGUGAACAGUUUUCUCUUGUCAUGGAAAUAUAUUUUGGCUACUUUUGCAACUGGUUGUUGCAUUUUGAUUGGGAUUUAUUGUUUAUGUUACUUUCAAAGAUGAUUUCGCUCUUCCUGAUAAUCAUACCGUACAAUUUGCCUGAUUAUAACGUUAUGUCAGAUUUUCAUCUUCUUUUCUGGAGAUCAAACAAAACCUCGUGAGCCUUAUCCUCAUGAAAAAACGUAUAAGAAUGUAUCAAUGUGAUCGAUUUAGGUACCAAUCAUUUCGUAUGAGAUACAAAUCAGCCACAAAACAAACUCAGUAUGGCUUAAAUCGAGCAGAGUUAGAAUGAUUAUUCAACUAAAAAAAAGUGUGAUUGAAUGAUUCAGACCGAGGUCAAGUUUCCCAUAUUUGAUGAUGGUACAAAGUUCUUUGUACAAGGGAAGAGCCACAAAUUGAUACUUGAAAACAUGGAAGAAAAUCUCGCCAAAAAGAUACAAGGAUUAUUGAGCUGAUAUCAACUGACACUGGUGAUACGCGAGCGACCGUAAGAUGCUAAAUUGAUAUUGUACAGUACUUUCCUUAAAAACUGAAACUAUAAUGUGUUAAAUCCUAAAGGCCUUUGAGUGCUUUCUGAGUUUACGCUGUGACUCCAGUUUACGACUGGGUUUGUCUGAUGCCAGUGAAGAAGGAGAAGAAGAAGAAAGGAGUUUUAGGUUCAGCCCUUACUUUACUUGUUUACAGAGGUAAGCGCUUCUAUCUGGACAUUGAGUAAUCAACUAGCUUCAGAAACUUCACUUUUAGUUAUCCGAACAGUUACAACUGUUAUAACUUUUAAUCGAGGAAACGGUUACUCACGUCGAAAGGAUUUUCAGAGGUUUUCAAAUCUUUUUUUUACUCUCAGAAGAGCUGGUAAGGUCUGUAAGACCUGUAUGAAUCAUUCUAAGCUUAAGUGUUUUAAAAAAUUGAGAAGCUGAGCAAAUAAUCGAUAGACCAAGUGCAGCAAGGAAUAAAACGGGGAAAUCUAAUGCUCACAGAAAAACUCAAGAUUCCUUUAUCUUGACUCUUGCUGAAAAAUAUGUCUGUCCUUGAAUAAGUUAUGACAUGAAAAGAUAUGCCUAUAACCAUUCAUCCGCCUUAAAUCGGGGCUAAUUAACCUGAUCAACAAGCUAACGAACCAAUUUCCGAAGAUGAGUUUGAGUGGACUUUGUAGGGGAAACUAGAGAAGGUUUGUUGGUGUUGAAAGGUUAUCUCUGUGUUGAUGAUGAUAAUGAACGUAACCAUCGCAAGAUAAGAAAGGUUUUCACUAUUCAGACAUUGCUGUAAACAUUCCAAGGUUACCCUUGUCACCACCAAUAAUGAUCAUUAAAACAUGGUGUGGAACUACGUCACAAGCAAAAUAAAAGAGACCCAUCGAGAAAAAUAAGAAACAUAUCUCAUUGAUUACUAAUUUUUAUUCUUUUUCAAAUGACUUACCGAAACUACACUCAACUUUAUUGAAAGCCUUUGUCUACAGAUUUAUCAAGUGACGUAUAGAUACCAACUGGAUUCUUUUAAAGGCUCUACUCGUACCUUGCCGAUCUUUCAGAAACGUUUUCAGAAGUCCCUCCUCCCUCUCCCUUCGGACUUUCUACUGAUACGUCAUGAAACCUCCGUCGUAAAUCUUAAAGCCCACUUUUUACAUAACGAGAAGAACAACAGCACACUAAAUUGUACCCAUAACAAUUUUUUGACAAAAUUACAUUUACUUGCAACUUCAUGAAAUGGGUCUGAAUCGGAGAAAAGGAAAGAGCAAGUAGAUUAAUUAAAGAAAACAUGUUUAUACCAGCAAAUGUUAUAUCCAGCUGUAUGGACGUAUUCGUGCUAUUUUUCAGUACUGCUUUGUUUCUUUACGGCUUUAGUGCGUUACAAGAAUAACUUAUUCAUACCUUGGUCUCAUUGGUUGCACCACUAUACCAUCCUGUUUAUGGAUGAAUUGAAAAAAUAUUUCAAUUAAUACCUAAAUAUUUUGAAGCUUUUAAUACGAAUGAAUACUUCACUGGUUUGAAUUUGGUGAACCCCAUCACUUGCCUGUACAGAAGAGAGACUUUGAGCAAUUGCAUUUGUGUCUGUCAACCAUGCCUGCAAAAUAAAAAAGACUGUAACUUUCGGAACUUGCUGUUAAAAAUCAUACGUCACUCUUUUGUUGUCAUGUUCUUGUCAGUGGUAUGCGUGCCCAUGUGCUUUCUUUUCGUUAUUAUCGCUUGGGUCUCGUUGUGCUGUUUUCAGAAAUAACACUUUGUUUGAGGCUUCGUGAUGGGGAUGAAAAUCGUAAACACACACCAACGUUGGACUCUCCUUUACAGAAUUGGCGUGUCUCUGAUGUGUUAAAUUAGUUAAUUUUAAUUUACAAUAUGUGGGUUUCCAUACCAUUUGAAGAACAUGCUGUCGAAUUGCCAUAUUUUCUAUCUUAACUUGGAAUUUAAUGUCUUUCCUGAAAAGACAUUUCAUUUAAUUAGACGGAUUUGAGCCUUCGUUUUGGUCUGUUGAUUUGUUGUACAGCUUGAAUACUUCACAGAAAUAACUUACCAAGACCUUGGCCUCAAUGCAUGUACCACUGCACCAUCCUGUUAAUUGUAGAAUUUACAUAAUAAUACCAUUAGUAUGCAAACGUUUCUUAGUCAUGGAACCUCUACAGAGAAAUUUUGAAAUGCCUAAAAUACUCAGUUAUUUUUAUGUUUUUGUUCAUGGAUUUUAUUUCUUUUUAUUUGGGAAUCUGAUUAUUUGAAAAACUGGCAUUAACUUUCUGGACUAAUCAAAUAACGAAGUAAAGCCAAAUAUUUUGUCUAAUAUUAAUCUGGUAUGAUAUUUGCAACAUCUUUACAAUAUUAAAAAUUAAAUCAAUGAAUCUUGUUAUUUGGACGGCAUUUCGUAGUUUCAGAUGAAGUAUAUUUUGAAACUAGUGUUGGCAAUCUUUGCAAUGUUAUAAAGCCUGAAAACCCCAUGCAGUCAAUGAGACAGAAUUGACCGAUGAGAUCGAGCGUACCAGUGUUACUGCUAAAGUGACUAAUAAGGCAUAAUGAUGUGGGAGCACACUUUACUAGUUUUAUUUAUUUUUGUACAAAGCGAUACCGGAGCAAAAACAAUAGGACAUAAGUCCCCUACUAGGUUUAAGCUCCAACCCAACCCAACCCAACGAUGUUUGAUGAUAAAUAUCAUGAGGGCAUUACUUGCCUGUACUGAGGAGAGGCUUUGUGGAAUUGCAUUUGUAUUAGUCAACAAUGCCUGCAAUGUAAAAGAGAAGUAACUUUCGGACCUUCCUGCUAAAGAUCAUACACCACUCUGUUGUUUUCAUGUUCCUAUCAGUGGUAUGCAUGCGCAUGUGUUUUUCUUACCAUUAUUAUCUCAUGUGUCUCGUUGGACUAUCCUCACAACGAAACUUUGUUUGAGGCUUCGUAAUGGUGAUGAAAAUCGUAAACCUUACUUACAUUAAUGUUGGACUCUCCCUUACAGAAUUGGCCUGUCUCUGAUGUGUCAAAUUAGUUAAUUUUAAUGUACAAUAUGUGGGUUUUGUUUCCGUACCAUUUGAGGAACUUGCAAAUUUAUGUUAUUCCUGAAAAGAAAAAUAAAAUGGAAAGAAGAUUAAUUAAAGUAACCAUUGUACCAAAAAAUGUUAAUUCCAGUUUAAAAGGCAAAAUGCUGUCCACUUCCUACAUGAAUCAUGUUAAGUUACACGCAGGGGGAUUAAAGAUCAGUUCAAUGUAUUCGCCAGCUUUCACUACGAAGUAUACGUUGUAAGACGUCGGAACUCGUUAGGAAAUCUACCCAAAGUCUCGAAUUGAAUGCUACAGAUUGUGAUUAAAACAAGUUGUUGUAAAGAACUGGAAGAUUCACAACAGUGAAUGUUGAAAGUUCUUCGAGCAUGUUAUAAAGAAUCGGCCAAUUGGAGAUCGCGUGAUCUCAAAAAUAAACUUAAUGUUAACUCAAAGAUCGAAAACCUGUGGUGCUUGCAUAAUGAGGCUCAUAGAAACGGAAUUGAUUAUUGUUCUAGAAUGAUAUUUAUGCCAAGUAACUGUUGCGUAGUGGUAUUUCUAUCUUCAUGAAUGAUUAAAAGCACGAUUCUAAUUUUAGCUUUCACAGCAUAGCUACAAACAUAGCAUUUAUGAUCGUAGUAUUCAAUGACGUCCACAAAAAAUUGUUUGGCAGCAUGCGUAAUAAAACAAUCGUUGACUAAGGUUUUCCUUGGCUUUCGGAAAACACGAACUUCGGCCUCGAUAUAAUGCAAAAAAUAAUAGCAAUAAUCCGUACUCUAGUUCUGAUGUGAUAAUUUAGCAAAAUUUGUUUUUCCGAUAAUGUAUAGAAGUCAUUAGUAAUUUAUAGUUCAUACGUAUAUACAUACAUACAUAAAUACAUACAUACCUUAUUUGGUAUAGAAGGUUAAAUUAAAGGCAGUCAGAGGCUGAUGUGGAUCUAUUGUCUACGGAAUCUAGCUAAAACUAUCUUAGUGUACCACUAUUAAAUCGGAUCAAAAUUAAUACCAAAAAUAUUUAAAAACUAUUCAGCUAAAGCUAUCUAGGCGUUCUGUUAUAAAAUUUGUUCAAAAUAACAAUACUGAAGAUAUUUACAAUCUUGAUUCUUAUGGGAUUAAAAUUACAAUACUAAAAAUAUUUAAAAUACAUUGAUUCUUGUGGGAUACCAUACAUGUUUCUUUUAGAAAGUUAAGAUCAUUAAUAAAAUUCUUAUGCCGACGUUCUUUUAGAAGGUUUUUAAAGUUCUUGAGGGAGUGGGAAUGUUUGAGAGAGGUAGGGGUAAGUUGUCAAGCUGGUGGGCCUCUGCCAAUGUCAAAGUUGUAUCUGGGUACAACGAAGUGAUUACUAUUUCUGAGGUUAUAGUGUUGAUUGGCAAUACUAAAGAGGUUUGCUAUUUUAUCUGGGGUAAUAUCCCUAUUUACUUUGUAAAUUAAGAUGAGAAGCUUCUUUUUAUAUUGGUUUGAUAAUGGCUCCCAUCUAGUACUAUCUAGGGCAUCUUGAUCUGAUAUGUCCCGUGGCAGUCUGUAGAUGAUUUUCAGUGCAAUGACUCAGCAGGGGUUCGUCUUUUCAGGAGUUGGGGCAACACAACUGGACCCGAAUUAAUCGGUUUUUCUGAGAUAUCUUUCGAACAUAUGACAUUCCUUAAGAUGCAAAAUUGUGGAAAUUCGACGGCUAAUGCAAAAAAGUAAUCAGAAUUUUCUAUCAUGAGAGGCAAUGUUUUCUAGCAACCUUGAAUACUGAAUAACUUUUCCAAACGAACCAUUUUUGUCUUUUGCGAAUUUGUGUAUCAUAAUUUGUUUCGUCGUGCCCUCGUCCCUUGUACAACCAAACAACUGAAAAUGGAUCGCUCUUUUCGUGUAUGUUCAACUGUUGAUCAAAAGAUGGAGUUGGACAUAACCCUCUGAAUGAAAUAGACGACAAAAAGGUGGUAAAUCCUUAGGUCGGUUAUCGUAUAAGAGGGAAUAUGUCUUAAAGAUAUUCGUCUGUAGCGUGGAAUAAAAGAAAUGGAAUGCUUCACGAGUAUUAAAACCUCAAAGCUUCCGAUCACGUAGUCAGAUUAUCUACCUCCUGAUUCACAGAGAAAUCGUUAGUAACAUAUGUGGUUGACUUGCUACAUACUAUUUGGAUCAGUAAUGUCGAAAGCGUCGCGUGUGAAUGUGUCUAAAAGUUUUUUCGAUUGCAAAUCGGAAAGGAAAAGUAUUAUUCAUCCACACCUUCGCUUUUAUACGUUUUUCAAUAGACUUUGACUCGCAUAUUUUACUUUUGUGUUUGGACUUUGAUGGUACUAGUGCAUACUUUGUGUUACCGUUUCAUUUCAGUGACUCUGACACAAAAACGUCGUCAUCGUCACAUCUUGCUUUGAUAUCUUACUCUGACGUGUUUCAAGCCAUUUUGAACUGCAUGCAGUAUGUGAGUACAAUUUUUCUUUUUUCACAGUUUAACAGCCAAUUUAAGAGAUGACCAGAUGGUCUUCGUCGACCCUUACCAGACGAAAAACAGCAACAAUUUGCGAGCGUUAUUCUGUUUAUUUACAUAUUUAAAGAUAUUUUUUGUGAUCAUCAUUUUGUCUUGUAGGAGUGGGACUGGACAGUACUGGAGCAUGUUUUGAGUGGACUACCGGAGGUCCUACAAAAUAAGAGCCUUAUUCUAUCAGCUAAUCCCGCGUUAAAUACCAUGACGUCAGUACUGUGCAAUAUAGUGAGUUUUUUUUGUGGGCCUGUUAAGCCACCGGUCUUCUCACCCCAACCUCCCGAGAGGCGCUUAGGCGAGAGAGAAAGGGUGUCUUUCGGGGCAUUGGAGCGAGGAGAUGGCCGACGUCUUCUUGGCUUCAACAACAUGAGUUAGAACCAUAAAGUUUUAACUUUAAAGCGAGGUUAAGGGGCUUAUUUGGAUGUACAUGAAAAGAUAUUGACAAUAAGUUUGUCCACGAUUAUCUGAGAGGUGUACAAACUUAACCAACGUAAUUAUGAAGUACAGUUGAACACUUUACUCUCUCGCUGGUUUUCUUUCUUUUCUUUUUUCUUGAGAUCUUAUUAAUCUUUCAACGCUUCAUAUGACCCGUAGGUUUCGGAACCUUCUUUCAUCCUGGAUCUUCGUCGUGUUCCUCCCGGUGUCGGGAGAGUAGGACUUCAGGCUUUGAUUUUUCCAGUAAGUAUAAAUUAUGUAUAUAACUUAUCCAAUUAGAGCGCAGCUCGAUUGAAAUAGGUAAAAUUAUUGUCUGUGUGGUUACAUCUGUGGGUCAGGCCAUUUGAAGUAAUGGCAAUGACCUAAGGAGUACUCUUCAUAAAAAGUGCGAGAACAUACGAGUGGCUGGGAGGUUACUUGCAAUGUAACAACUUUUCACCGAGGGAGAGCAGACAUAUUCCGAUUUUAUUAGACCCACAGAAACUGAAGAUCAUCACUGGCGGUCAAAGGGCAGCUGGCUCUCGAAGCUAACUUUCCUUUUUUAUUUUAAAAGGUUUUAUCGGUUCUUGCUACAUACCACUCCAACCUGGACAGGGGACGGCAGGUGAGAUUCCAUCUUAUCGAUUCCUAUCAGGGCCACACUGGAAAAUUAAACUUGCUCAAUAUUACCAAGGAAUUUUCCGGAGUAUAAGGUGAUCACUUUUUAUCCUUGGGAAGUCCUCGGGAAAACAGAUGCGUUGACUGUGACUGAACUUUCAGCAAUACUCCUUUUCAGAAUUACUCUCACACGGACUACACAAUUUGCACGGUAAACACGGUCCUCCCUUUCAGACACGAUCAAAUAUUGAUCCUGGGCCUAGACAUCAACCGUGAGAUCGAUUCCACAAUUUCCGCAUUGGAUGCGUCUCAUGCUUUUAUAACAAUAACAAAAAUGUGAUCUAUAUUUUAGUUCGAGUUGGUGAGGACUUUGGAGCUGGGUUUAGUGACCAAGUGUGCUGUCUUAUGUGUCUCUUCACUCACCCUGUGCACCAUGGAAAUGCAAGCAGUUAUGAAAAGGCAAGCUAAUCAAAUCCAAGGUUCUCAAUACAAAUAACUCAAGUUUUAAAUGUGAGAUUAUAGAAUUAAUAGAAUUUAAUAGAAUUUAAGAAUGGCAUUAUGUGACAAACCUGGAGGUUUGGUGAAAAAGGCAGCCACAAAAUAGAAGAAACAAUCAUAAAAAUACAGAGAUGUUUGCUUUUGUGUUUAACCCUUUAACUCCCAUGAGUGACCAAGACAUAAUUUCUCCUAACAAUAUCAAUAUUAUAUCAAGCAGAUAAGUGAUGAGAAUACGAAAAAUAUUAACUGGGGGAUUUUUAGUUGAUCCAAUACCAAGUUCUCCAGACUAACAUCAGAAAAACUAUAUGGCAGACAGUAAGGAGAAUUACCAAUGAGAUCUUGAGAGUUAAAGGGUUAAGUGACUGACGGCAGACUGCGAGGGCCGUUUAUUUAAACAAAGUUUAGCCGUUGUUUAACAAAAUCGCGUUUUAAACUAACUUGGAUUCAGCUGAAUCUUUUAUCUGAACAUUUAUGUUUGUGAGCAGUGUCAAGAGCGCCGAAAGCAGUGGGAGGACAUUCAUUUAAUGAAAACAACCUCCUUAUAAAGAAUGCGUAAGGUGCACUGCUUGCAUAAAAUCGCGCUUUGGGUUACCCAUCUUAUAAGUAACCGGCCCAAAGAGUUAUUGAUUUCCAGGUUUUUUUCUUAAUGGACAGACCCUAAUUUUGUCACAGUUUUAAAGGUUACCUAACCCUAAGUAAAAAUUUCUCGGUGUUUUGUCUUUAUUUCCAGUCUUCUUCCAGCUCUUUUAGUGCGGUUGACUCAGAUCUCCGCAACUGUUGCCAUGGCAGCACCCAUGCUGGAGUUCCUUUCAGGUAAAAGUAUUUAUCUUAGGAUUGAAAAUGAGUCUUGAAUAAUUGCAAAGCAUAGAGACUUGCAAAUUUAAAAACUCAAGAGCUGCAAUAAGUUUGGAGAGUAAAAAUUAAGUAACAGCCGGGUACAAGUGUGGAGCUUAUUUGCCAGUGGAAACCUUUCAAGGCAUCUAAAAUUGAUGUGAAUUGUCUUAGCAAACCUUUUCACAGCGUGAUCUAAGAAUUUUCAGGUUUAGAGAAAAAUUCCUGACAACACCUUCUCUGCUCAGGCCUUGUAAUUUUACGCAUUACGUUAAGUCUUGAAAAUUUUGAAUGUUGAUUUUGAAACAGUCUGAAAAAUCUCACAACUUUCACACACAAAUGUGUAUGAGAGUUAUUACCCUUCGAUGACACUAACUAUGUAUUUGCGUUUUUAUUGCUUUUUUUUGUUUUCUGAAGGUCUUGUUCAUCUUCCACAUCUAUACGCCAGUUUUCAAGACAGUCAGUACAAGAGCGUAUUCGCCAUUAGCCUCCCUUACACUGAUCCUUUCAAGUGAGAAUGUGUUAAAUUUUCUGUUAAGUCUCAAUACUCUUCUAUGUUUCCUUUUUUAACUUUUACACUACAUGUUUUUUCAAUACCCAGAUAUUCACAGUACACCAUAACGCUUGCUUAUCACGUAAUUGCUGCGUGGUUUAUUCGAUCACGUGUGGCGUAUCGCAAAGCAUUUGUGGGAUUCGUGAGUAAGGUAAGUGAGGUAAUAUUUUGUAACACAUGGAAAUUGAGGUUUAUUGAAAUAUCAGUUAAGGUUUUAUGAGCUUCUUUUAAAAUACUUGUUGGCUAAAGAUGAAUUGUCAGGGAUUGAGACUAUGAUGUUGAAAUGUAUGAAAUUUUCUGAACGACAGGUACAAUUUACGUGGAGUUUAUUUUUUGGGUUACGAUUAAGCACUCUUGAACUAAAUAUGAUCCCUUGAUGAAGCUUGAGGGUUGAUCAUUGCGUUACCUUCUCACUUUGAAUUCAAUAUUUUAGGCACGCCUAGUUAAACGUCAAUCCAGUUCUCAUGGUACAAUCUCUCUUUUGGAAACCCGCCAAUUCAAAGGAUACAAACUUUGUUCUCCAACUGAGUAAAAAGUUGCUUUUUAACAUUAAUUUUACUUGUUUUGAAGGAAAUACUUUUGCUUGUCCCUGAGUGGAGUUCCUUUUGUAAUGUAGAUGAAGGGGAAUUACCCGAAAGUAUUCCAAUUAUGUGAGGAUCUGGUCCAUUGCAAUGCUAAGCGCCCUAUGUAAUCUAUUUUCGGAAUGAAACGAAUUCAUAAAUUUACUUUGUUGGUUCUUGUCAUUUCCAGGGUCUCAAAUCAAGUGCUAUAAUUCCGGACCGUUAUGAACCCAAACCAGACAGCCCCUCUCUGGCAACAACCAAAUCUCGCACUGGAAACUCUACAAAUCAGCCCUCGCCCCAGAUUCAUAAUCGGUCAAGUUCGCCCGUAGUUCAGAAGGAGACUGAAACGGCGUGUGAGCUACAUGCUGAAAUGAGUGAAGUUUGUAUGGACAUGAUGGCCAGAUACACGUUUGCUCCGUGUAUGUCACAGCCAAACAGGUUAGAAAUGUGACUUCCUUUUUUUGUCCAUAAAAUUUGAAGAACAAUUUAACCUUUGAGACUUAAGAUGGUACAAUAUGGUUCACCUCCACAAGAUAGUCAUCAGCCAAUGAAAUUCUUAAGUCUUUUUUCUUGAAACUAGAUGAACCACUUAGACUGAUCAGAGGAAAGGAAAAAUUGAAGACGAGAGUGAUCUUUGCGAUAAUAAACAGGACUUAAGUAGUUAUGAAAAUAAGGCCUGUACGGGAGUUGAACCUUGACCACUGCGAUACCGGUGCAGUGCUCUACUAACUGAGCUAAAAAACUAAGUGGGAGCUGGUCUUUAUGUUGGUUCACAGUCAAAGGAAAACUUCUCAAGAGCAUAUAAAAAACUUAACUAAUGCAUGUAACAGGGUAGUGGAUCGUAAAUGAAAUAGUUGUGAACAAUUUACUUUUGCAUCUUGUUGGUUGGAAAGACACCCAAGGAGUUGUUCGAAGUUUGCUCCAAAAAAGAUGAAAGGUUCCUUGUUCAAACAGGGAAAAAUAGAUCCUGCUCUUAUUAUAUUGGCAGAAAAUAACGCAGGUUUAUUAUGAGAUACCUUCGGCUAAGAAGAUGUUUUGUUUCAUGUUCAGGACCAAAGCGGUGGAGUUGAUGCUAGCCAAUGGUCAUUCUCGUACUUGGAUGAUCGGUAAUACAAUAGUAACCAUAACCACUUCAGGUACUUAUAUCGGCCAGGAUGGUAAUUGCGACAACUGCCUGGCUCUGAGACAAAGAACAGUAAAUAUGUCACCAAAGGAAAGCGCAAAAACAGAGAGGAAUGUCAAACAGAAGAUCACCGCGGCAGAUGUUACGACAGAAGAUUCUCAUAUCCAGUCUCCCGACGAAAAAGCUCAUGGCACGUUUACGAGUCAUGGAACUGGGACUCAGACUCCCGCGGGCGCUGAUGAAUCUUCGAAGCCUGAGGUGAAGUCAGAGUUUCAUAGCGGCGCACUAUCAGACCGGCGGCUCAGUGGACAGUUUGUUGCUAUCAAUCCACAAAACUGUCGAUGUGUUUGCCAAGGCUGGGCUGAAAUCUUUAUCCGUCGGCCCAGCGGAAACAUCUCUUGGAUCAUGCGCAUUCAGAAUAGGGCUACGUCAUGGUUGGAGAGUGACGUCAGUACUGCCCUUAUAGAUGACCCUCAGAUAGACGAAGGUAAGUUUGACACUCAGUUGCUGCUUAGAGCUCUGUUUUUUUCUAUUUCAUGUCUUGUAAUCAACUCUGCCAGAGGACUUUCUUAGCUUUGUGUAUGAGUUGGUUAUUUCAUUUAUUUUUUCAGAUCCUCAGCGAAUUUUUCUUAAAUCUCUCUGAUGUAAACACGUCUAUGCUAACGACGAUUUCGUUUCAGUUGAAAAUGAGAAAAAAAAAACACCUCGGAGAGAAGAUAUGCGAUCUUACAAAUGGAACUGAAUAGAUCUGUGGUUUACCUUGCACUAUACCAUCACUUAUUUCCUCAGUUCGAAAUAAACUUUUCGGCUAAGAAUGUCGAUCCUCUUCUCACAAAAUUUUAUAUGUGGCAAAGGUCCUGCUGAUGUUUGUUAAAUUCUCCCCUCCUCUUGUCAGUUUCUUCUCCACCCUGUGAAAAGCGAGGAGAGGUCCUGAGUACCAGUACUGAAAGUGGCUCUGUUAUUAUUGACGUGGUGAGGCAAAGUAAUCCUCCAGAGGGGGUAGGAACUGCUUUUCAUGAUACAGGUACAAGGUCUAUUAAAGAUAACGUUAAAUUACUAUCAAAAGUGUAUGAAAUGGCAGUUAAGGGGUGGAGGGUGGGGAGGGGAGAUGUCAUAAACGCUCGAAAGUCUUGCUUUUGAGACUAUCAACGCGUUCGCGACAGUAACCUCAUUCUUAGGCUCGUUCCGUUUUUGCUCCUUCAUUUCCAGGGUUCCUUGCUAUCACCGUGGGAAGAGUCUGGGAAUGAGAUUCCCAUGUCAGCUAAUGCAUGAGAUUCGAGAAUUUCUCUUUGCGCGGAAAGUUUAAGGAUGUAGCUACAGUUGACAGUGCGCUUUAAACACUUAAUGCCACACUCUUAGUUUUUGGGUGUCUCCUCAUUAAUCUGCUUCAUCAUUUAUUUUCUUUCCCGGUUGGUUUUCUGUUUAUUGUUGAUUUGCAUGCCGAAAAGCCCGUGGGGAGUCACUCGCUCGUUCCGGCUGGCAACAUGGCAGCACAGAUGGCGACAAAGAUGCUGAUGCACCUCAGCUGAAUUCAGUGCUCAUUUAUUCACAAAGCGCCAGCACGGCCACUCCGCCAAGCACACCAGCGGGGUCUGUAGAUUCUGAGCUCUUUGAAGGAAGAGAAAGGCUCUUAAGUAGGAGCCCCAGUAAAGGACCUCAUGUUUUUACGGUACGCCGGGUUUGAACAGUUGUUUUGGUUUACACUUUGAUGAUAUCUAAAAGUUUUGAAACUUUAGGCUUGAACCAAACGUAAGCUACUUGGUGAAAAUGGUGCCAACAGAGUCUUUAAAGAGUCUUGUUGCGUAUAAAUUCUUUUAAAAUUGACUCAUGCAAAGAAGCUUGAAGGUAUGAUCAGUCAGAACACAAAAGAAUAGCUAAUGGCUAUUAAGUGUUAUUACAAACGGAUGAAGUGGAUGGUCUCAUCUUCACUCUGAUUUGUUAAACCAAGUUCACUUCACAUCUCUUUCUUUUGUUUUCAGAUGCGAGAAUCUGAAUGUUCUGAUAUACUUGGAAGCUUGGAAAGAACUCCGAACGAAGGUAACUUGCUAGAGCUUCUUUGCCUUUUGGCUUUGGUGUACUUUGACUCGAUGCCUUUGCGAAAUUGAUCGAUAUUUUGUCAUCUUUGAUGUUCAGAUGUUCCGCCGAACAAGACGAGAAAAUUUGAUAAGGUAAUGAUAAAUUGUCUUCUACUUGUUGCAACGUUCAUGUUAAUAUGUAGUGAACCUCGCGUAAUGGUCACAUUCGCGAAUCGUAAGUUGCUAUAGAACUUAACUUCACAGACAAGAAAACCCUCCCGUAACCUUACUGACAACGAACGACAGCGAUCAAAAUUCGAAGUGCAGCUCGAUGUUUAUGCUGUCCCAUGGCGAAAGGAUUGAGGUCGCAGAAUACCCCACAGGGCAUUUCUAACCGUUAACCAAAUAUUUCACAUGUAGGGGUGUUGGGUGUCAAUGGUUCUACCGGGAUUUUGCGGGAAUGCCAAGCUGUUUUGUAUUUAUUUAAUUAUUUAUUAAUGUAUCUAUUUUUCUAUCCAUUUAUUUAUUUAUUUAUUUAUGUAUUUAUUAGCAAUGUUUAACCAGGCUGGCCUAGUUCAGCUGAAAGUUGGUUCAAUUUUUUAACCAUGAUGCAAAAGGGGGUUGAUGUCACAGUUGUCCAGGGAACAUCUCCUACCUGCUCCACUCUUGAUGCGACGUUUAUUACCGAAAUUUGUUAAGAAGUGGACGAGAGUUUCCUAAUGCGGCUUGAUUAUUAUCUUAUAUCAGCCAGAACUAGGUGUUUCUCCUGUUGACCCGUUCCCAGUGUCCUCUCUACCAAGACAUAACCAGUUAGAGCGAAAAAGAAGAGACGAAACCAAAUAUCUGUCGUCAUCUGAGAUGUACAGGGUGAGACUUUUUUUGUUUUUGGUAGCGAAGAGCAGCGAUAACAACAACUAAUUGCUUGUACUACUGUUGAACGUUAUCGCUUUAGUUUUUGUAUAAGUAUUCAUUACCAUUAUUUCUGUUGUAAAUAUUCAUCUCUCUUUGCAGCUUGCAAGUGACGAGAAGAGUGUGCAGUCUCUCAAUACUGAGGAGAAUGAGGAUCUCUCUGGUAAGAAGCAUUUUGCGAAUCAAGCAGACGUGUAAUCAACACCACUCUCUUCUUUUUUCUCAAAUCUUGUACUUCUCUUCUUCUUCAUCUUGUCUAUUCGCCUCCUCCUCAUCCCGCUUUCCCCCCUUGUCCUCUCCACUGCCCCCUCACUUUACCCUUGUCCUCUCCACUGCCCCCUCACUUUACUCUUGUCCACUCCCCUCCCCCCUCACUUUCUCCCUUGUCCUCUCCUCUCCCCCCUCACUUUCUCCCUUGUUCUCUCCCCUCCUCCCUCACUUUCUCUCUUGUCCUCUCCCCUCUCCCCUCUCCCCUCACUUUACCCCUUGUCCUCUCCCCUCCCCCCCUUGCUUUCUCCCUUCUCCUUCCCCUCAUUUCUCACAUCCUUUCUAACCAUCACCCUUUCUCUCUUUCGUGUAUUAUCAGAGCAAAAUUAACAGUUGUAGUUCUUUUCAUCCAGGAGACCAAAAGAUGGAAACUGUUCAGGGUGAUGUUCCUCAAGGUCGGACAGCCAAUCCAGCCAAGAAGGCCGAAAGAAAAAAAUCAGUUCCAUAUCAGUCCCUUGAGGAAGAGCAUGGUGUGAUCAGAGAGAGUCCGGAGUUUGCUUUGGAUACAGUAUUUUCCAAAACGGAUACCAAAAGCGCUCCGACAACAAGCUUUGACUCCGGUGUGAGCAGAUAUCACCAGGAUCCCUCUCGUUUUCCUCAACCGAAACAACAUGGUGAUAAACUGGACACUAGUGAUCAGGUUCCUAGAAAGGUGAAGUUGAGAAAGUCCUCAAGUUUUAGUUCACCCACCAUGGCGAGAAAAGCCUUGGAUCUUUCGGAACAUUCUCCAUAUGCAUCCCCUCGUCAGGGAAGGAUUUCAAUUGCAGUGAAAAGCAAAGAAGCGGAGGACAGGCUCUUUUCCCCGGCAAGCGUUGGUGAUCCAAAAAAAAGUACCUCUUCCCCGGAGUUAUCUUCACCACCAGCUUUCCCUAAAGGUACAAAUACACAAGCAAGGUACACUUGUGGAAUGCGGCUGUGAUGAAAAACUAUGAACUUUUGGAUGUUGUAAAAGUCCCUGAAUUAUUUUGUAAUCACAGCUACAUCUCACAAGUGCACCAUACUUAUAUCUCUACAUCUUUCUAUGUGGAACUCAAAGCCAUUAUUUUUAUGCCAUGGAAGUAAGGCCUAAUACGGAAGGCUGAAUUGGUGCGAUUCAAAGACAGAUUUUUUUGAGUGCGGGGGAGGGGAAGGAGGGGGGGGCGUGUGUCUCCUGUUCUGUCCUGAUUAUUAUUUGGCCAAGUUUUUAUCAAUUAACGGCUAUUACUCCGGCUCAGAAUUUAGAGUUCCUAAUAUUGUAAAAAGGAAACAAGAAUAAACGAACUCUCCUUGCAUAGGCCUCUUCGGAGUACAUAGCUCCUUUGCGUGCGUACGAUUAAUGUAUGUGCUGUGUUAACAAAGCUCCCACUGGCCUUUGAAUUAUAGCUUGUGCGAAAAAAGAAAAGUUUAUAUUAGGUUUUCUUGGAAUCAAAUUUUUCGUCUUGAUAUGAUAUCACGAUUUUUCAUUUCUUUUUCAAGUAUUAAACAGUGAAACAUCCAAGCGCCCGACAUCUCGCUCCAGAAUGAUGCCCCAUGCAAUCGGACCUCAGCUUACAAACAAGUCGUCUAAAUCGGCACCAACUGUUGGAGACUCCUCUGAUGGGGGCCCCAAAGAGCCUCCCAUAUUAGUGACCCCAUCAGAAUCAUUCAGAUACCCACUGGACCCUUGUUUUGUGUUUCUACAGUUGUAUCACGCUUCCUUCUUGGGCCCGGUCAACGAAAGACCUCAGCCCCUCCCUGAUGGGGAAGUAAGUUUCAGUGUAUUUUGUAAGGUUGUAGUGUGAUCCAGAUAAAUACAAACAUAAAGUCAACAAAGAGGAGAGGCUAAAUAAAUGUUUUGUCAUUGUAAAUGGUGUGGAAAUAAAAGCUGCAGUAUGUAGUGCAUUUGAGCGCAGUGGAGUGUUUACGAAACACCCCAUUGCGCCCGAAUGCCUCAAACUCAGUGGCAGGCCAGGAAAAGCUCGUACUGACGCGGUUAUCAUGUGGGCCGUCUCGCAGGCCAUAACUCAAGUACCACUGAGAACUAAGUUUUAUUUAUUAAUUUAUUUGUUAUUAUAUAUUUUUUUGCUUAUUUUCAUUUUCUGCUUAGGUCAUUGAAAGAGCUAUUAAAUGUCUUGAUCGCAUUCCUCCCUACGACACUCACAAGAUCGGUGUUAUUUACGUGGGGCCUGGGCAGCAUGACAACGAAGCGGCAAUUUUAAGCAAUGUGUACGGGUCCUCCCGUUAUAUGCAGUUUCUCGCGGGUCUCGGGACGCUUGUUCGGCUGAGGGAUUGCCCACCCGCCGAGAUUUACACUGGGGGGCUGGAUAGAAAUGGAGCAGAUGGUGAAUUUGCGUACAGCUGGCAAGAUGACAUUUGUCAAGGUAAAAAAAUUGCCAUUUAUUAAUAAAUGCCUCGCUGGACUCGAGAUCGAAAGCACUAGGUCAGUGUGUUUAAGCGUUUAGCUCGUAACCAUGGCACAGUAGUCGCGGCAGAGUGAAAACAUCUUUGCAUCCAAAGAAAAAAAGGAAACAUGGGUCGCUGAUACUCGACUUAUUCCAUGGACAGGAAUUUUGCCAGAGAAACUUGAAAUGCUGGGGACGGAAGUAAUUUGCCAUAAGCCAGUAUUCUGCCCGGGGGGGGGUUACCAUUACUCCUGAUUGCUUCAUGUUGCAGAAACUGGGAUAAUUCUUGUCCUUGAUUCCAAAUUUUUCUCUUCAGUCAUAUUCCACGUUGCCACAUUGAUGCCAACCAGAGAUUCGGACCCAGGCUGCAACUCUAAAAAGAUGCAUAUCGGUAACGAUUUUGUUACCAUAGUCUAUAACGACUCGCAGCAGGCGGUAAAGUUUGGCAGAAUUAAGGUGAGAUAUCCUUUUGCACCUAAAUAUAAAAAGACUCAGGUUUGGAGAGCUGGCUUUAGGGAACCUUCUAUUAGACGCUUUCUUUUCUUUUCUUUUCUUUUCUUUUCUUUUCUUUCCUAUUUUUUUUCCAAUAAAAUUUCCCUGGAUAUGUACAAUUUAUUACGUUCUCAGUUUUUCUUUCUGUCGCCAGGGUCAGUUUAAUUUUGCUGAGGUGUUGAUCAAACCUCUCGACAAUGCAUCUAACAUGGUGACUGUGAGAUUCAAAGAUGAGCUGAAGGAGCUACUCUCAGACACAGGAACUCGAGUCAUCUCGGACAACAACUUGCCGCGACUAGUUCGGCAGCUUGUUGUACAUAUCAAUGUGAGUAUAAUUUAAACCACGUAAUGGAGUAUUAUGCCUCGGAAACAAGAUGAUUUUCAUCGUGUCAUUAUAGAGUGUUACAUAGAAAGGUAAUACUAAUUGAUGGAGUAAAAUCUCACCUUACAGAUCGAAAAGUUUCCUUUUAUACGCUUGAAUUCAACCAAAGAAGCCGCUUUCUAGAAAACAACCAAUCUACGUGGUUGCAACCGUCCAAAUGAAGUGAAUCAAAAACAGUGGUUAUUGGGGAAUAUGUUGUCGUCAGUGGUGUUGUUGUUUUCCUUUUUGUUUCGCUCCUAAUUUUUUAAGCAGAUUGUCAAGUGUUGAACAAGGAGCAUGAGCUGUUGCUUUUGCAUAACUAUAUUGCAUACGACGCUUGUGUGGUUUUGUGUGAAACCAGAGCCUUGGCGCCGUCGAGCAUCAGGUUUGAGCUUUAGUAGAUGAAAUCAAGUUGAAACGAACUUAAGCAAAGCUUACUGAAUUUAAAACAUAAAAGAGGAAAAUGCUCUUUCGACUUAGCGCCGGUGUAUGAUCUGUAACACUCAUAGGUUUCAAUGUAUCCAUUCUUUGAUGCAAAGACUCCUUUGCCUUGACUGUGAUUAUUAUUGUCAUUAUUUUUUUUCCUAGAUGGCUUCUGUAAUUCACCAAAGUCAAAAGCGUCCAACCGACGCCUACGGUUGUAACUGGCUGGAGCGAUUACGUCAGAUUAAGCGCGUGCACUCAAAGGCUGCGACUGAAAACUCCUCGGUCCCCAGUAGUCCAACAGUACGGAGGGUGUCUCCGUCCGUAGGACUGCGCAUGUCGUCAGCACCGAUCAGCGGUCUCACAGACUUUACAGAGUACAUCAUAAAAUAAUGCUAAAUUAACGCUUAUUAUUGUGGGAAUGAAAUUCAAUGAGGUGUCCUUUGAGGGCAAGGUUUUUUCCUCGAAAGUCUAAUUCAGUGCUUGAAACCUUUUCCGAUGAAGAAGCUUUGAAGAAACGAAAGAAUCCUUUGAAAUAUCGUUUAACCCUUUAUUCGCUUACAUCAGAAUGCAUAUUCUCCAUACUGUUCUCUAUACAUCUUCUAAGGUGCUGACAAGGAACAUUUGUUUAUCAAUCAAGAGUUUUUUUAAGCUGGUGAUCAUUUUCUUUAUUCUCGUGAUCUUACUGCAUGAUUCAGGGGUGAUUGUGUAGGGAGAAUAAAGAUGUUAGUCACCAGCAGAGGUUGAAGGGUUAACAUAGAUGGUUAUGAAGAGAAUCAAGCCCUUCGUUUAAGAGGGAGGGAAAACAAUAGCUGUAAACAGAAAGGACAGGAAAAUACCUUCUUGGGCUGGAUUGCAAAAUAUUCACCGUACUUCGUUAUUUAUUCAUUAACUACGGACCGCAAUCGCAGUUUAGAUUCCUUAUAGGGACUCAUCUUUCUCCAGACCUCUCUAUAUUCGCACUCGUUGCAACAGUGCGGGAGAGCACGAUUAAUGCAUUUUUCAUCGCGUAUUUUGCAAUCGUUCCUUUUCUUGAAUAUUCUAAGGCGGCGUCUUACAUAAAUAGAUGUAUAUAAUAAUUAUUUUGAUAAUGAUUUACUGUUUUAAGAGGGCGUAAGAAAAGGAAAUUACCAGAGAUAUGUAAAUGAAGAAAAGACACAAAGAUUUCAAACUUAUUGUGUUUACUAAUAGAAG